CGGGGGGGCGGGGCGGCAGUUGAGAGAGGAGCAGCGAGUCCGGCAGUCUAGUCUGAGCUGUCGCAUCCCGGAGUCCAUCUCAUUGCCGCCACCCGGCCCGAGCUCAUCCUCGCUUCCGAAGCUCUCGCGCGCCCGACAGCUCGUCCCUCGCCAGUGACCAACAUCAUGUGUGGUAUAUUUGCUUAUUUAAAUUACCAUGUUCCUCGAACAAGACGAGAAAUCUUGGAGACAUUAAUCAAAGGCCUUCAGAGAUUGGAGUACAGAGGAUAUGAUUCUGCUGGUGUGGGACUUGACGGAGGCAAUGACAAAGACUGGGAAGCCAACGCCUGCAAAAUCCAGCUCAUCAAGAAGAAAGGAAAAGUUAAGGCUCUGGAUGAAGAAGUUCACAAACAACAAGAUAUGGACUUGGAUAUAGAAUUUGAUGUGCAUCUUGGAAUAGCUCAUACCCGUUGGGCGACACAUGGAGAACCUAGCCCUGUCAAUAGUCACCCCCAGCGCUCUGAUAAAAAUAACGAAUUCAUCGUUAUUCAUAAUGGAAUCAUCACCAACUACAAAGACUUGAAAAAGUUUCUGGAAAGCAAAGGCUAUGACUUUGAAUCUGAAACAGACACAGAGACCAUCGCUAAGCUAGUCAAGUACAUGUAUGACAACUGGGAAAGCCAGGACGUCAGUUUUACUACCUUGGUGGAGAGAGUUAUCCAGCAAUUGGAAGGCGCCUUUGCUCUUGUGUUUAAAAGUGUCCAUUUUCCGGGGCAAGCAGUUGGCACAAGGCGAGGUAGCCCUCUCUUGAUUGGUGUGCGGAGCGAACAUAAGCUUUCUACAGAUCACAUUCCGAUUCUGUACAGAACAGCUAGGACUCAGAUUGGAUCAAAGUUCACAUGGUGGGGAUCACAGGCAGAACGAGGCAAAGACAAGAAAGGAAGCUGUGGUCUUUCCCGAGUGGACAGCACGACAUGCCUUUUCCCUGUUGAGGAAAAGGCGGUUGAAUAUUACUUUGCUUCUGAUGCAAGUGCCGUGAUAGAGCACACCAAUCGUGUCAUCUUUCUGGAGGAUGAUGAUGUUGCAGCCGUGGUGGACGGCCGUCUCUCGAUCCACCGAAUUAAACGGACUGCAAGGGACCACCCUGGCCGAGCAGUGCAAACCCUCCAGAUGGAACUCCAGCAGAUCAUGAAGGGCAACUUUAGUUCAUUUAUGCAGAAGGAAAUUUUUGAGCAGCCAGAAUCUGUUGUGAACACAAUGAGAGGAAGAGUCAAUUUUGAUGACUACACUGUGAACUUGGGAGGUCUGAAAGACCACAUUAAGGAGAUCCAGCGGUGUCGGCGGUUGAUUCUGAUUGCUUGUGGCACAAGUUACCACGCUGGUAUGGCAACCCGUCAGGUCCUAGAGGAGCUGACAGAGUUACCAGUGAUGGUGGAGCUUGCCAGCGACUUCUUGGAUAGAAACACUCCAGUCUUCCGAGAUGAUGUUUGCUUUUUCAUCAGUCAAUCAGGCGAGACAGCUGACACCCUGAUGGGUCUUCGCUACUGUAAGGAGAGAGGAGCCUUAACUGUGGGGAUUACAAAUACUGUCGGCAGUUCGAUAUCACGGGAGACAGAUUGUGGGGUUCAUAUCAAUGCUGGUCCUGAGAUCGGCGUGGCCAGUACAAAGGCUUACACCAGCCAGUUCGUGUCCCUUGUGAUGUUUGCCCUCAUGAUGUGUGAUGACAGAAUCUCCAUGCAAGAAAGACGCAAAGAGAUCAUGCUGGGACUGAAGCGACUGCCGGACUUGAUUAAGGAAGUGUUGAGCAUGGAUGAUGAAAUUCAGAAGCUGGCGACAGAGCUUUACCACCAGAAGUCGGUCCUGAUAAUGGGCCGAGGCUAUCAUUAUGCUACAUGUCUUGAAGGAGCCCUGAAAAUCAAGGAGAUUACAUAUAUGCAUUCUGAAGGCAUCCUUGCUGGUGAGCUAAAACACGGCCCUCUGGCCUUGGUGGACAAGUUGAUGCCUGUCAUCAUGAUCAUCAUGCGAGACCACACUUACGCCAAGUGCCAGAAUGCUCUUCAGCAAGUCGUUGCACGGCAGGGGCGUCCAGUCGUGAUCUGUGAUAAGGAGGAUACUGAGACCAUUAAGAAUACAAAAAGGACAAUCAAGGUGCCCCACUCAGUGGACUGCUUGCAGGGCAUUCUCAGCGUGAUCCCCUUACAGCUGCUGGCCUUCCAUCUGGCUGUGCUGAGAGGCUACGAUGUCGAUUUCCCACGGAAUCUUGCCAAAUCUGUAACCGUAGAGUAAAAGACACCUGAAACUUAAGACAGCUAAGCAACACAAGAUACCUUUUGUAUUUAAAUUUUUGAUUUAAAAUAUUGCCUCCUGAAAGCCUUUUUUAGUAAAUCUUAUUUAUAUAUCAGUUAUAAUGUUCCCACUCAACUAAUGAUUUUUGUGCAAUUGCCUCAUUUUCAUUAAUACAUGGGGAGCUUGAUUUAUAGACUUUAAAUCUAAGCCUAAAAUCAGAGAGCUGUAGUUUGUUUUAAAAACUGGAUAAUGGAUUGAUUUCUGGGUCCUCCACUUCGAUCAAGGAGGCUCGUCGAGUGUUUGAGGUGCUUGGUGUUUGCUUUAGCAUAACUUGACUCAGUCAGACUGAGGAAGACCAGUGCAUAGCAUACAGUUGGAAUACUCCCAAGUCCAUGCGUGCCAGUGCUGGACAGCCACCGAAGGCUUUGCUGCACUGUCUAUAAAUAGAAGAUGGCUGUAGGUUAUUUUGAAGCUUGUUUCUGUUUUAUUUUUAAAUCAAACUGUACACCAAAAAAACCUUGAUGAGAUUUAUGUCUAAGUGUAGUUAAAUUAGGUUUAGACACAUCUGCCAUCUCUGUAGGUAGUGCAUUUGGGUCCUCCACAGCUGUAUAGAAGACCUUUGGAGUUGGGCAAAUUUGUACCGUCAGACACUGACGUCUGGCUGGACAUGUGGAGAGAGGACACGGAGAUCCUUCUCUGUACUCCUUCCUCGCCUAAUCGUAGUUCGCAUUUUCUUGCAGCUGUAGCGCUUAACUGAAAAACAAAUACUGUUGAGCGACAGACGUCGUAAUUGCCUUUGUGAUCAUAGCCCAGAGUCGCUGUCAAGUGGAUGACAUGCCGAUGUUAUCGGGCAUGCUCAGCUCUUUCUUCAGCUUUGCAAGAAGAGUUUCCUGCAGUUGUUUCCAACUCCCUUCCCUGCCUUGUUGCAGAGAGCGUCCCUUGGUGCCAGUCUGGAGUUCUUUCAGUUGCCCGGGAGAUCAGCACACUUUGCUGCUCAUGUGACCCUAAGUGUAUGAUAGGCUAGGCACAGACUUGGCACUGCGGGAGGCUGUCAGUUUCAGGGUUGCUUUCUUGAUGUUUUCCUUUGACUGUCUUGACUCCUGUUCUGGAACGAGUGCCGUAUACAGAGUGAUUCUGUCAUGCCUUCAGCUGAUAGUGUCAGAAAUGCAAGUCAGCCAUUCGGAUAAGAUAUGUAGAAAGGACAUAUGUGCAGAGUAGUUUCUUCGCGGAGCUCCUUGGGCCGGAUUGUGUGGGCAGUGGGAAGGGAUGUUAUGUUGGGUUAGGUCCAGUGUUUCAAAGCCUGUACCCUGAGAGUGCAGUGGUGAGUGGAGCUGGAAGCUCACGCGUUGCGUUUGGACUUGAUGGUGGGCAGUGUGGUAACGCUUGUGAAGGCGGUUGAAGGAAGAGUUGAUGUCAUUUUAGGUAUUUUGGAAGGCUUCAGUCGCCCUGAUGGACAAGGCCGCAGGUGAUACUCCACACCGCUGCUUUGGAUAUGUUUCUCAGUUGUGUUUAUCUCUGGGACCUCACGUUAGCGUGGCAAGGGCGUAAAGUCUGGUGUCUGGUGUCUGGUGUCUGGUGGAGUAGCACAACUGCUCAUGUUUGGGCGUGGCUUUUGUUUGGUUUGGUUUCUGGCGUUGCCUGUGUGGCUCUGGAGCACAGGGGGUGAUGUUGGUAAGCUGAGACACUGAAAUUGGGAGACCGUCCGCUCAGCUAAUUACCCAGAGUCCUGUUGGAGCUGUUUUGAAUUACACAGUUCAGUCUUGCUAACCCCCUCUGUGUAGCAGAGCAUCACAACUUUUCUUUUAAUCCACUCACCAGUUUCCCUUCCAUUCACACUCCCAAGCUAGAAUACAUGCUAAACCAGUCAGAAGCCCAAAUGAAGACCAGAGCAGUGUUGUCUAAACAAAUAUUAUUCUUUUCCAUAUCCCUUGUUGCUUUCUACCUAAAUUCUUUUCUUAAUUCUUACACCUAGAUAUUUUAGUGAGCCAAGACACUAGGUGAGUAGGGCCCACUACUUUGGUAUAAUACAGGACAUAGAAAUCUAAUUUUUCAAAACAAAAAUACCCCGUAAAAGGGUGGCUUUCUAUUAAAAUUCUUCCCCACCUCCCAGCCCCCUUUAUUUUUUUUUCAAGACAGGGUUUCUCUGUGCAGUCCUGGGUGUUCUGGAACUUACUCUGUGUAUUAGGUUGGCCUCACAGAGAUCUGCCUACCUCUGCCUCCAUAGUGCUGGCUGGCAUCAAAGGCAUAUACAUCUGCCUGGCUAAAAUUCUUUUCAUUCUUUCUUUUUAAAAAGUAACUAUUUUAUUUAUUUACAUUUCAAAUGCCCCCCUUCCUGGUCUCCCCUCCAUGAAUGUUCCUCCCUAUCCCCCUCCCCUUGACCUCUAAGGAGGGCACUCCCCCACUUCCCCUCCCCCUUCUCAGGGGUGUCAAGCCUCCACAGGACCAAGCACAUCUAAUGGUGUGUUUAAAGUGUAAGUUCCCACAUUCCUCCUUACCUGGAGUAGCUGCUAGGCAGGGAGGAUGGUGAGGCACCUGACACAUGGCCUGGUUGAUGGUUAUUACUUGGAAAUCAGCUUUAAAAAAGAAGACCAGCCCAUGCCCUAAGAGUAAGACAGUUAAAAAGGGAACUGCUCACUCUUAGCCUGUGACUGGCUCAGGGCUGGGUAUGAGCGGGCCGCUGGGCAGGGCAACAGAGUUCCAACUUCAGAGCAGGUCUGACUGCCCCUGCGGGGCCUUGUGAGGCCCAGGUGGAGCUGGGAUGGGGUACUAAAUGCUGUGGAUGUGUUUGUGUACCAUGUUCAUAAACUUUCCCUAGCCUGUCCAUGAAACAUGGAUCUACGGUACCGUAAAGAACAGUUAAUAAUAGGACAAGCAGUUGUGUGUCCCUGUUCCCCAGAGGGAUGUCGAAGAGUACUGUGCAGAAGGCUCUUAGUUCAGAACACUGACAUUGGCUUUUCUCUAGCGGGUUGUUUCUGAGGUGACAGGGUCAUAUUCCUUCAGUCCAGGCCUCUUGCCUCAGUGGUUCUGAAGAUGGGAGGAAAGGUGCCUACAUUUGGUCCCUAGAAGAGGGAAACUAAUAUACUUUCACAACACACCUCUGUCUUUGGGGUUACUCUUACCUUUUUUUAUAAUUAGGAUAUUCUAGAGCAAUAAAAGAGACUAAGGUUACCAGUUUAUUAUAUACUUUAACUUUUUUCUAAAAAAAUAAUAAAGCACAAUGUCAUUGGAAAAUGUUUGUUAAAAAAAGAAUUCAUAAUUCACAAUUUGGAAAGGCCAAAGACAUGGAGGGGAAAAAGACAUUUUGGUUUAUGACAUCCACACGUUUAGUGAGGUGUGUGUACAGUAAUACUAGGCAGGGUUUUAAGCUUGGAAACAGAUUUCAGAUGGCUUUUAUUUAGUUUCACAUUCAAAAGUUUUAACAUAAGUUGGUCUUUCUCACUAUAUUUAAAGAUUGUUAAUUAGUAUUUCAGUAUCUUUAUAGCUUGAAUUUAAAUAUAUCCUCAGUCUGGGAUGGUGACAGAUAACAAAACUGUCAGUAUUGGCUUUGAAUAGUUAAGUCCAUAGUUAUGAGCAAGACGGCUAAGUUUUGUUGUGUUAACUGUCAGUCUGUACUCGCUUGGUAGUGAUGCUGUAAGAGCUGAUGGGGACAUCUUAGGAAAUGCUCACCUUAUUUUGUCUGUACUGGUUUCCAGAGGGUGUGGAAAUGGUCUUGCUAACUUUUGAAUGUUCUCUGGUGAAUGUGUUUUCCAUUAAUAAAGUUUUGAUAUUUGUUUAAAUUAUACUUCUGUGGGACUGGGGAUUAGAAUAUCAUUGCUCUGUUUUGAUUUUGUAUUCUUUUAAAUGAAUGUUUAGUUUUCUGAGCCAGAUGGUUAUUUCAUCCUUGUGUCCUGUUCAAUCCAGUGACUACACCGGAACUGUGAAUAAAUUACCCAAAACCUU
Molecule: messenger RNA, 6204 nt
Organism: Rattus norvegicus (Norway rat)
Lineage: Eukaryota; Metazoa; Chordata; Mammalia; Rodentia; Muridae
Gene: Gfpt1
Product: glutamine fructose-6-phosphate transaminase 1
Biological process (GO): carbohydrate derivative biosynthetic process; UDP-N-acetylglucosamine biosynthetic process; carbohydrate derivative metabolic process
Molecular function (GO): carbohydrate derivative binding; L-glutamine:D-fructose-6-phosphate transaminase (isomerizing) activity
Source: RefSeq, a predicted model, not a curated record